This is a messenger RNA of Rotaria socialis, 1131 nucleotides long. Lineage: Eukaryota; Metazoa; Rotifera; Eurotatoria; Philodinida; Philodinidae. The record is from the annotation of a GenBank genome assembly.
AUGAAGUUUCUUAGAGAUACAGGGAAAAUUCUAUUACUCCUGGUAUUGGUCAUUGCGACAAAUGCACAGGACCUCGGUUGGUAUCAGCCUUUCUUAAGUGAGCGAAUUGCUCCGAUGUAUGUGAGUGCUUAUCGAACACUGAAGAACAACAUAGUCAAUCCAUUAUUGACAUUCAAAGAAGACGAACUGGCAAAAAAUGACACAAACGUGACAACCAUUGUUCUUUUGGCUCAGCGGCUAACAUGUGCAACAAAGCAACUUUACAAUGAUUCAUCAAAAGCAUUGCACGCAAGCGAAGAACUGAAUUCAGUUGUGGAGAAGAAGGUAGCAGAGCUAAUGUCAGCGAUAUCGGCAAAAGAAAACGAAGCACGAGAAGUGAAUAAUCAGUUGGCUGUCAUUGAAUCCCGAUUGGCUCAUGCACAAGCGAACAUUAACCAAGCAGACAUUGAAGUUCGAAAUAAAGUGAACGAACUGGGCAAUGCUGAUAGGCAGCUUGCUGCAGAACAAGAUAAACUGGAGAGAGCACGGUACUGUGGAAGAAGAAAAAAGCGACUUUUGGGUAAACCUUGGCGUCGUUUUCGAGACAAAGUGAUUAAGCCGGUAAUUCGUCCAAUUUGUGCAGUAUUGAAUUAUGAAGGCAUCAAAAGGGCCCGAGAACGUCGUGGAAGCGCCAAAGGUGCAGUAAAUGCUGCCAGAGAACUGUUAGCCAAUCGUCAACGUGAACUUGAAAGACAGCGUGUAGAACAAGUUAACUUCAGAAAUCAAAAGGCUCAGGUGACUGCCCAGCUUCAGAGCCUCUCACUUAGUCUUUCUCAACUACGAAGUCGUCAGCUUAUAUUGGCAAAUAUGACAGAACAGGUUCGUAAAGUAGUACAACAUCUAAGAUCAUUCGUGUCAAAAUCAUCUGUUCUAUACAAUGAACUUCAAGAUUUGGUCAGCUUCGAAAAUCUUGUUAAACCACUGAAUUCCAUCGUAACAGAAUUAAUCGAGAAUGGUGUAACCACUAAAGAGAUAACUGGAGCGACUCAAAUUUCUUCAGUAGAAGUCCAGCUAACCAGUGAUAUUCUUGAUCUUAUUAAAGCGCGUGUACCUUCUUUACCUUCGAACGAAGGGGAUUCAUAUACUUGUUAA